Chelmon rostratus (copperband butterflyfish) is the source of this 1179-nucleotide messenger RNA. RefSeq names its product trace amine-associated receptor 13c-like. Gene Ontology annotation, cellular component: membrane. The record is from RefSeq and is a predicted model, not a curated record. The transcript is spliced from 2 exons. Lineage: Eukaryota; Metazoa; Chordata; Actinopteri; Chaetodontiformes; Chaetodontidae. The coding region runs from base 1 to 1179 and encodes 392 amino acids. Gene Ontology annotation, molecular function: G protein-coupled receptor activity. Gene Ontology annotation, biological process: G protein-coupled receptor signaling pathway.
AUGACUGCUCUGCCUCCCAACGUCAGUGUACCCGGGAGUACAGCUGUUCUGCUGCCGGCUGCAGACUCUCUGUUUAACCUGACUGCAGCUGCUCAGGCAGGACUUGGUUCAAGCCAGUCUCUGGCCCCUCUCUGUACCCUCUGCUGCUGUGGAUUUCUCAAUCGCACCUUGGCAGUGGUGUUCAUGGUCAGCUUGGCUUUUGCCAUUGUAGUUGGAAAUGUGGUUACCCUGACUGUCUUUGUGCAAACGAGGCAGUCCCGAACACCACAGGGAUACCUGAAAGUGUCUCUGGCCAUAGCAGACAUGAUGGUCGGUGUCCUCGUGGUCCCUUUCUCUGUCUACACUGAGAUCUCGCUGAUGGUAACCAGCGCUCCCCCCAUUUGGUACCAAGGUAGUUCCACUUCCCUGGCCACCUCCUCUUCUCUCGGGGAACUUGUGAGCCCUUGGCAGCCCUGCAUGCUGAUUGGCCCAGUGUUUGCUGGAUGCACCUUUGUCUCCAUCAGCACCAUCUUCCUCAUGACACUGGAGCGAAGUGUGGCCAUCCUACGGCCACUCCACAAGGACGCCUUGGUGACCCGGAGACGAACUCUGCUCCUCAUCCUGCUUUCCUGGGCUGCCAGCUUCCUGCUGGCUCUUGCACCCCUCAUCUUCAGCGGCAACUUCACUUUGGAGUACAAUGAGUGCAGUCGUAUGUGCAACUACACCCCACUAUUGUUUGGAAGCCAGCUGCCACCUGAUGCCAACAUUUUGCUCUUAUUCCCAGCCUUUGACUUCACACUGCUGGGUGGCACAUUAGCAGUUAACAUUGUGUCUUUCACUAGCAUCAGACGGUACACCCGAAAACGCAAACUGCUCUCAGAGGGGAGUCUGACUGAUGGAGGGGGAGGAGGAGGAGGAGGGUGUCCUCACAGGCCCUCCUUUUCAGACAUCAAAGCUGCCAAGACCAUUGGCAUACUAACAUUUGCCUUCACAGCAUCUUUCUCUCCCAUCGCAGUGUUUGUGCUCGGGAAUGUGGUGGGAUACACCUGGUGUAACUUUUCCUUUUUUGCCUUCUGGAUCCUGACAGGAAACAGUUGCUGUAAUGUAAUUAUCUACAGUGUCAGGGACCACCGCUUCAGGAAAGGUGUGACCCUGCUUUUUCAGCGAGACCAGUCACCCCCACAUGGCGAGAAGACCUGA